AUGGCGGAAUGGAUAUGCGGAGCCAUACGGGGUGGCACGUUAGAAGGGGAGUACGCCCCUGCUCUCACUAUAAAGGACUCAAUUCAAAGUCCAUUUGGAUUCCUAGUCUUCAAUCACGUCCUCCCACAGCUCUCUUCCUUUGUUGUUGCCCAAAAAUCUCAGUCGCAGAUUAGGGUUUUGGAUCGUUGUACUGACCCACUGGGUUGGAGAAGCAAGCUCAUGGAGAGUGGGAGAAUUGCAAAUUUCAUUCCUGGAACUUCAACUAGGGCUAGUUUAUAUAAAAACGUGAAAGACUUGGAUAAGUUAUUGUUGGCAAUUAUUGAACUAGGGAAAGAAUCGGUUGGAGAUGGAAAGGGACGUUUUGCGGUUGCCAUAGACGUGUUAAGCGAGAUGCUAUUGCACACAUCCAACUCUUCAGUUGCUGGACUUCUAAGCAACCUUCGCAGCCAUAUACUUGGCUUUCUCGGUUUCCCCUUUCCCCUUCCUGCCCACUGCAGGUUUGAUCUUGUUUCAUCAGGCCAGCUCUUUUUGGUUGAUUUGGGCCAGUAUGAUUCCAAGUCCCCAGUUUACCAUACUGCUGAUUGCGAUGGUGUUGAUGGGUUUGAGUUCUGCGCAGUUCUUNAGUAUGAUUCCAAGUCCCCAGUUUCCCAUACUGCUGCUUGCGAUGGUGUUGAUGGGUUUGAGUUCUGCGCAGUUCUUGGAUAG
Messenger RNA from Fraxinus pennsylvanica, 705 nucleotides. Lineage: Eukaryota; Viridiplantae; Streptophyta; Magnoliopsida; Lamiales; Oleaceae. The record is from the annotation of a GenBank genome assembly.